UAAUGUCUUCAAAGAGCAAGAAAAAAUGGAAUUUUGGGAAAUUAUUCAUAUCCAAUGGAGCUAGUUGUAGUGGUUGUAGUAAGCCAAAUUCAGUAGAUAUAUUAGAACCAAAUCCAAAGCCAAAACUCAAAAUCCCUAUUCACACAAAGCAAUCACCUAGCAUUUGUCACACUUCUUCAAGUUUUGGGAAAAUCAAUGAUAAUGAUCUUGAUGAAGAUGAUCACACUUCCAUCACAUUUUCCGUCAACAUAGAUUCAUUAUCUCCAUCUAGUUCUAAUCAAAAUGAUUCUACCAAUUUAUCACCGUCAGAAGCGAAUUCAAAAUCUAGAGUCAGCAUGUUUCCAGAAAGUCGUGGUGGUAUUGCCGUUGUUAGGAACUCAGAUGAUCCAUUUCAAGAUAUUAAUUUCACUUCCACCACCUUCUGUACUAGCAUAGAUUCAUUAUCUCCACCUAUUUCUGAUCAAAAUAAUGAUACCAAUAUAUCACCGUCAGAAGCGAAUUCAGAAUUUAGAGUCAGCUCUUUCCCAGAAAUUCGUGACGGUGUUAUUGUUAUAAAGAACUCAGAUGGUCCAUUUCAAGAUAAUCACACUUCCGCCACCUUCUCUACUAACAUAUCUUCAUUGUCUCCACCUAUUUUUAAUCAAAAUAAUGAUACCAAUUUAUCACGAUCAGAGGUGAAUUCAGAACCUAGAGUCAGUUCGUAUCCAAAAAUUCAUGACGUUACUGUCGUCAAGAAUUCAGAUGAUCCAUUUCAAGAUAAUCACACUUCCAACACCUUCUCUACUAACAUAGAUUCAUUAUCUCCGCUUAGUUUUGAUCAAAAUGAUUAUGUCAACUUUUUACUGCCAUCAGAUCAGGCGGAUUCAGAAUUUAGAGUCAGCAUAUGCCCAAAAAUUCAUGGUAGUGUCGUGGUGGUCAAGGAUUCGAGUGAUCCGUUUCAAGAUUUCAAGAAAUCCAUGCUCCAAAUGAUCUUUGAGAUGGAAAUUUACUCACCUGAAGAUUUAAAGGAGCUAUUGAAUUGUUUUCUACAUCUGAAUUCGUCUUCUUAUCAUGAGAUUAUUAUUCAAGCUUUCUUGGAUAUUUGUGCCAAUUGAAAGAUUAUAUUGUGAACAUUUUUUUAAAAGAGGUUUAUGAAAAGAUAUAGGAGGAGAAAAAAGCUUUUAUUUUAUGAAACAGCUAUUAGUAGCUGAUAUCCUUUUUAAAAUUUUAAUUUUAUAUGUUAAUUUU
Messenger RNA from Nicotiana tabacum (common tobacco), 1227 nucleotides. RefSeq lists its product as uncharacterized. The record is from RefSeq and is a predicted model, not a curated record. Gene Ontology annotation, biological process: negative regulation of DNA-templated transcription. NCBI's taxonomy places the organism in Eukaryota, Viridiplantae, Streptophyta, Magnoliopsida, Solanales, Solanaceae.